AUGACUACAAUAUAUGGAGCUGAACCCAACCGCUACAAUCCCUAUAAUCCAAACAUCAACCAACCCGGUGGAUUCCCAUAUAAUCCAUUGAAUACCAAUCCUCUGGAUGAUCAAUUUAAAUAUAAUACAAACAGAGACCCAAAUAACCCAGAUGCUCUAUUCCCGGGGGUAUUGGGAGGAUGGAGAGAGGACUUACAAGGCAGAGAGAGAAGGGAUUCCAAACAGUUGAAAAGGGACAUUUUUGUGAACACUAACUUUGGGCAAGUUCAAGGAUUUAAGGUAUACUUAUAUGACAAUCCCGACCCAAAUUCCGGAUACCGGCCAUGGCUAACUCCUGUAGAGAGGAUUCAAGGAGAAGUGUCCGUGUUCCUGGGCAUACCAUAUGCAAGGCCACCAGUACUAGAAGGCAGAUUUAAGCCACCACGCCAGCACCCUGGGUGGCAGCUGAUGCAGGCGGUGGACUGGGCCCCGGCCUGCCCUCAGCCGGUGAGGUUUACCGGGGCGACUAAAGGCAUUCGGGAUAUGGACGAAGACUGCCUGUACCUCAACAUUUUCUCGCCCAAUACCGAAGCCGGUGCCACCGCGCAGAAGUACCCGGUCAUGGUAUACAUUCACGGAGGCCAGUUCUCCUCUGGUGCGUCCAACCUCUUCCCUGGGCAUAUGCUGGCUGCGUUCUACAACGUCGUGGUGGUGUCCCUGAACUACAGGCUGGGCGCUCUGGGCUUCCUCUCGACGGCCGACGACAACUCGCCCGGCAACUACGGCAUCCUGGACCAGAUGAUGGCGCUCCGCUGGGUCCGGGACAACAUCGAGCCGUUCAACGGGGACCCGGGCUCCAUCACGCUGUUCGGGCCCGGGGCGGGCGCCGCCUCGGCGGGCCUGCUCGCGCUGGCGCCGCAGACCAGCGCCAUCGUCAGCCGGGUCAUCGCCCAGAGCGGCUCCGCACUGGCCGACUGGGCGCUGAUCCAGGACAAGUUCCGCGCUCAGAACACGUCGCUGGUGUUCGGGCGGCUGCUCGGCUGCCCCAUCGACUCCUCGUGGAAGCUGGUCAACUGCCUCCGCCAGGGCAGGAGCUUCUACGAGCUGGGCAACGCAGAGUUCCAGCCCCAGGUGGGGUUCAUCCCGUGGGGGCCGGUGCUGGAGAACAACUUCACGUUCCCGGGCGACGAGUGGUACGAGGGCUGGCGGCAGCGCGACUGGCGCUUCCUGGACACGCCGCCAGAGCAGCUCAUCGAGCGGCGCGCGUUCAACCCUGCGCUGCGCUACAUGACCGGCGUCACCACGCAGGAGGCCGCCUACUUCAUAUACAACAACGAAACACUCGCGCCGAACUACGAGAUCAGCGAGGAGUGGUUCGAGCAGAAGGUGUGGGAGCUCGUCGCCCGCUACAACUACACGCUCAACCCCCGCGGCGUGUACGAGGCGAUCCGCUACAUGUACACGUACCACCCCGACCCGCACAACCGCACCGCGCUGCGCGACCAGUACAUAGACCUGCUCUCCGACUUUCUGUACCGCGCGCCGACCGACCGCAUGGUGAAGCUGCUGCUGCGGCAGCGCGUGCCCGUGUUCGCGUACGUGAUGAACAGCACGGUGGAGGCGCUGCGCUGGCCGCGCUGGCGCCGCUGCCCGCACGGGGCGGAGCACCCGCUGCUGGCGGGCGCGCCCUUCAUGGACGAGGAGCUGCUCCCGCGGCGGCUGCGCGUCGGCCGCCAGGCGUGGACGCCCAACGACCGCAACCUCAGCCACUUCUUCAUGAAGGCGUACGCCGACUUCGCCAGAUACGGCAACCCCACGCGCUCCCAGAUCCUAGGCCUGCACUUCGAAAUGGCCGAGGAGGGCCAGCUGCGCUACCUAAACCUGAACACCACCUUCAACUCGAGCAUCCAGCUGAACUACAGGCAGACCGAGCUCGCCUUCUGGACGGUGUACUUGCCCACGGUCAUCGGCAGACUGGUGCCCACAUACCCGCCCAUAACCGAGUACUGGUGGGAGCCGAAGCAGCCGCUCCAGAUCGCCUUCUGGUCGGUGUCGAGCGCCUGUCUCCUGCUGCUGGUGCUCCUGGUGCUCUGCUGCAUGCUGUGGAGGAACGCCAAGAGGAGUGCACCCCCCAAAUGGAAAAUGGUGCCAGUCGUGGAGACGGACCGCUUCUACAACGGCGACAUCUUCAUGGUGCCCGAGCUGGAGGAGGCGGGCAUAGACAACGCCAACCGCUCCAGAGACAACAUCUACGAGUACCGCGACGUGCCGGCCAAGAGGCCGCACACGCCGCAGACGCUCGCUAGGACGAUGAGCCAGCCGCAGACGGUGACGUCAUCGGAGGCGUGGUCCGGCUCCGCGCUGUCGCUGAAGGAGGGCGCGCCCGAGCCGGUGCCGCGCGCUCGCUCGCGCACGCAGAUGGUGCACGGCGUGCCGCAGACCACCGUC
Molecule: messenger RNA, 2427 nt
Organism: Iphiclides podalirius (scarce swallowtail)
Lineage: Eukaryota; Metazoa; Arthropoda; Insecta; Lepidoptera; Papilionidae
Source: the annotation of a GenBank genome assembly